AGUGCGGCCUGAACCGCUUGCCGGCCUACAUCGUGCGUGUUUUGAACAAGUGGCUGUGUUCUAUAUCAUAUAUAUCAAUAUAAUAUUUUCCUUUAUUUUUUCUUAUCCUUAAUAUUUUCUUGGUCAUCAUAUUCAUAUACAAAAUAAAUAUUAUUAUAUAUCAUUAUCACAAAGUGAAUAAAUAAUUUAUAUAAAUGAAAAACGUGGCAAUCAAUUUGACCAAGAAAUAAAUGAUUAAUUAAUAAAGUUGAAUAUUUAUUAAUUUUCAACCUCUAAAAAAAAAACAAUUUAAUUUUUUAUUAUUUAAUUUAUUUUUAGUAAUAAUUUAAUUAAUAUUUAUAUAUUUUUUUUUUCUUCUUUUUUUUUUAAUUCGAAGAGUGUAAUUUUCAGUCAAAUUGCCGAGAGGAUUUGUUCACAGUCAUAGGACCCAGAAUGAUGACUGUUGAAACGGUGAUGUAGCUGAUUGAAGAAGGGUGAUUGGAUGUUAAUCGUCCCUGGAUCCCACCCUGUUUUCCCUCUCUUUAUAUUUCAACACCACUCAAUAAAUAUCAUAAUCAAAACAAUAAUUUUCAAUCCAUCGAAUUAAUAUUUGCCUGCCAAUUUGGCAAGCAAUAUUGUCUCAUCAUUGAAAUCCAAGUGAUCCAGACGUCGUCAUUGACUCAAGAGUUAAUUUGUAAUAGGUGUAGAACGGUGAGGAAAGGAGUGGUGCGAAUACGAUGGCGAUGACAAGAGGUCGUGGCACUCUCCUGAAUGUUGAAACAUUAGUUGUACUAACAGUUGUAGUUGCAACGACUCUUGAUCUUGGUGCAAGAGCAACACCAUCACACAGAAGUCGUCAUCAUGCUGAUUUAUCACAUGAAGAUAUUAGUACACAAAAUCAGCAACAAGAACAACAAAAUCAAGAGCACACACAUGAACAAAAUCAUCAACAAAAACUUAUGAAUAUUGAGCCACAUGCUGAGGCAUUGAGUGGACCAGAUGAUCCAUUAAUUAUAACAACUAAAAAAGGACGUAUACGUGGUACAACAUUAAUAGCAUCGAGUGGUAAAAAAGUUGAUGCAUUUUUUGGUAUACCAUAUGCACAAAAACCAAUUGGACAUUUAAGAUUUCGUCAUCCAAGACCAGCUGAAAAGUGGGAUGGUAUAUUAAAUACAACAACAUUACCAAAUAGUUGUGUACAAAUACUUGAUACUGUUUUUGGUGAUUUUCCUGGUGCAACAAUGUGGAAUCCAAAUACACAAUUGAGUGAAGAUUGUCUUUAUGUUAAUGUUGUUUUACCAAAACCACGUCCAACAAAUGCAGCUGUCAUGGUAUGGAUAUUUGGUGACAUUUGCAGCAGCCAUCACGCAUUUUCUCCAGGUGGCUUUUAUUCUGGCUCUGCCACUCUUGAUGUUUACGAUCCAAAAACCAUUGUCAGUGAGGAAAACGUCAUAUUCGUCUCGAUGCAGUAUCGCGUUGCCAGCCUUGGAUUUCUUUAUUUUGGAACAUCUGAUGUACCGGGUAAUACUGGACUAUUUGAUCAAACAAUGGCACUCCAAUGGGUAAGAGAUAACAUUGCUGCAUUUGGAGGUAAUCCAGACAAUGUCACACUAUUUGGUGAGAGUGCUGGUGCUGUAUCUGUAUCGAUGCAUUUAUUAUCACCAUUGUCGAGGCAUUUGUUUAACCAAGCAAUAAUGCAGUCUGGCUCACCAACAGCACCAUGGGCAAUAAUAACACGUGAAGAAUCUAUUAUGCGUGGUUUACGUUUAGCUGAAGCUGUUGGAUGUCCUCAUGAUCAUGAAAAUAUGCAAGCUGUUAUUGAUUGUCUUAUACAAGCUGAUCCCCAUAAAUUAGUUAACAGUGAAUGGGGUACACUUGGAAUUUGUGAAUUUCCAUUUGUUCCAGUAAUUGAUGGUGCAUUUUUAGAUGAAACACCACAACGUUCAUUACUAACAAAUUCAUUUAAAAAAGCAAAUAUAUUAAUGGGUUCUAAUACAGAAGAAGGUUUUUAUUUUAUAAUAUAUUAUUUAACUGAAAAAUUUCGUAUUGAUGGUAAAGAAGAUGUUAAAAUAUCACGUGAAGAGUUUGUAAGAUCAGUUACUGAAUUAAAUCCAUAUGUUAAUCAAAUUGCAAGACAAGCAAUUAUUUAUGAAUAUACAGAUUGGUUACAUCCAGAUGAUCCAAAUAUUAAUCGUGACGCAAUUGAUAAAAUUGUUGGUGAUUAUCAAUUUACAUGUAAUGUCAAUGAAUUUGCUGGUAGAUAUGCAGAAACUGGUAAUUCAGUUUAUAUGUAUUAUUAUAAACACAGAUCACAAAAUAAUCCAUGGCCAAGAUGGACUGGUGUUAUGCAUGCUGAUGAAAUUAAUUAUGUAUUUGGUGAGCCACUUGACUCCAAUAAAGGAUAUACAAAAGAAGAGAUACAUUUGUCCAAAAGAAUGAUGCGUUAUUGGGCUAAUUUUGCAAAAACUGGAGAUCCAAACAUGGGCGAUGAUGGAUCAUGGACCGAGGCAUUUUGGCCCCAGCAUACAUCAACAAAUAAAGAAUAUCUCACCCUAAACACCAAUACAACUGACGUUGGAUAUGGUAUUCGAACGCGUCAAUGCGCAUUUUGGAAAAAAUACUUGCCACAACUACUUGCUGCUACCGCCAAAUUGGAGAUGACUUCAAAAGAGACCUGCAGUGGUAGUGAAUCAUUAAGUCUUCAUGCUGCUCUGACGUCGAGUCUUGUGUUACUGAGUAUCAUAUUCAACACGGCUAUACCCAACAUCUUGAUGUCCCUUAUAAAAAAAGACAUUUAUGUCUAGUCAACGAUUCCAAUUAUUUUUCAAAUGAAAACGAAAAAAAAAAAAAAUACAAUGAGAAAAAAAAAAAAAAUAUAUAAAAAUUAAACUAAAAAAAAUAAUAUAAUACUUAAAAAAAAUAAAAUAAUAAAUAUGAUAAAAUAAUAAUGAAAAAAUUAAAAGAAAGAAAAAAAAACUGUAAAAUUCAACGACACCACUGUCAACACAAUAUUUAUAUAGCUUCCUUCGAUUUGAUCACUUCGAUCCGAUGAAUCUUAUUUUUUUUCAUCGUCUUGUAAUUCUUCUUAUAUUCUUCUUAUCUUCUUCGAUUAGUUAUUAAAUUUGAUAGGAUCGUAAAUAUCAUAUUCAUUCAUAAAUAAAUAUAAUUUUUUUUCUUUUCAUUUUUUUUUGUGCAUAUUAUUUUUCUUUAUAUUAUAGACUGAUAUCAUGGCUGAAACUACUGUUACAUAGUCUUGGCAUAAUACAUGAGUACACAUAUAAUUAUGAAUACACAUAUAAUUAUGUAUAUAUAAAGUAAUUAAUAAAAUAAUAGAUAAAUGAAUAAAUAUGGCAGACAUAUCAAGUUGACGCGCGCGUAUUAUUCUAGUUUUCUGGGAUAAUCGAGCGACGAUGGUGAAUCGAUUCCUGAGGGAACAAAUUUUCAUUUUUUUUUACUUUACUCAUGGGAAAAGCAAGAAGACUCUUGAGCCUGUCGAGGUAUAUUUUUUUUUUAAUUCUCCCUUCAUUUGAUUUAUUAUUAUUAUUAUUAUUAUUAUUAUUAUUAUUAUUUCCGGCUCUUGAUUUUGUCGAGGGGAUUUUUCUUUGCCCAUUAAAAUACGAACAUUCAAAUUCGAGCGUUUUUUUUUUACUAACACAAAAGAUAGACUUUUUAAAAAUUUUUUUUUAUCAUAUAAGACUUUUGAAUUUGAUGAAAAACAAUUCAAAUAAUUUUGUGUUGUAAAAUGUGAAUGAUAUAUUUUAUAGUUUUUUCAAUAAUUUUUUUUAUUUAUUCCAAAUAAUUCGGUAGAUUCAAUUGAUUUUAAUUAUUAAUUCCCAUAAACAAUUUACAUCAUUGAGCGCAAUCUAGUUCCAUAUAAACAUAUCGGUAAUUUUUUUUAUUUUUUUUAUUGUCGAACAAAGAAAAAAGUUGUGUAAUUUUUUUUAUUUUCGCAUCUUUUUUUGCUUUAUUGAAAACUUUUUUUUUCAAUUUGUAUUUUCCAUCGUCACACGAUUUUCCCUUAACCCUUGAAAAACUGCCGAAAUUAUUUUGCGCUGACAAUAAAAACGGGACGAGAAUAAUAAUCAAAGUCAUAAUAAAAAUAUUUUUUUUUUAAUUUAAAUUUAAAUAUCCUGAUUAAAUUAACCUGAAAUUGUUAUUUUUUUCAUCUCACUCAAACCGUUUUUAUGUUUACGUAGAAUAAUUUUGUCAUUUUACAUCGCAGCGUUUGCAUUAAAAAUUAAUAAAUAAUUUUUAAAUAAAUAAAAAGAAGCAGUAAAAAAAAAUUAUAAUUAUACUCUUACAUGAGUGUGAGGGAGUGAUAGAUGACUGAGCAAGUUGAGAAAAAAAAAAAAGGCACCUGUAAAUCUAACAGCUGGACUAAAAGAAAAAAAUUCGCAUAUAUAGUACCAAAAUCACUCAUAAAAAAAAAUUUUACCCAUUUAAUAAAACGAUGAUUGUCAACUAAAAAAAAUCAUAAAAAUCAUUACUAAAUUGCUAUAAGAGUGAAAAAAAUAAUGUAUUAAAAUUUAC
Molecule: messenger RNA, 4509 nt
Organism: Aphidius gifuensis
Lineage: Eukaryota; Metazoa; Arthropoda; Insecta; Hymenoptera; Braconidae
Product: acetylcholinesterase-like
Exons: 7
Coding region: 717-2783 (688 amino acids)
Biological process (GO): acetylcholine catabolic process; choline metabolic process
Cellular component (GO): plasma membrane
Molecular function (GO): acetylcholinesterase activity
Source: RefSeq, a predicted model, not a curated record